GUUAUAAAGUAUUGUUGAAAAAAGAGAAAACAUGGCAAAUCUUCCACUUCUGUUGAGCUUGGCUGACGAUCUCAACCGUCUGUCGAUGGUGCCAUUCUACGACACUCCUUACUACUGGCAGCGCCAAAACCGUAAUCCGCUCCUGGCAUUGGCUGCAGUGCCUCUUGACCAGCAGCUGCGCCAGUUAGAGAAACAAGUGGGUAGCAUUGGUCCAGUAUCGAAGAUUGGCAAGGAUGGUUUCCAGGUGUGCAUGGACGUCGCACAGUUCAAGCCCAGCGAACUAAACGUCAAAGUUGUGGACAACUCGGUCAUCGUCGAAGGCAAGCAUGAGGAGAGAGAGGACGAUCAUGGCUUCAUCACUCGUCACUUUGUGCGCCGCUACGCUCUGCCCGAUGGCUAUGAGGCCGACAAAGUAACUUCCACCUUAUCCUCUGACGGUGUGCUCACUGUCAGCGUGCCGAAGCCAGCGGCCAUCGAAGAUAAGAGCAAUCCUCGUGUUGUCCAGAUCCAGCAGGUGGGACCUGCCCAUCUCAACGUGAAGGAGAACGCCAAGGAGCAGCCAGAGCAAGAAGCCAAAGCCGAGAAAUGAACUGAGCAUCUCAUAAGUUAACCUAUUUUUAGUGUGUAGAUCACAUUAUUA
Messenger RNA from Drosophila arizonae, 640 nucleotides. RefSeq names its product Heat shock protein 23 (gene Hsp23). Gene Ontology annotation, biological process: protein refolding; response to heat. Gene Ontology annotation, cellular component: nucleus; cytoplasm. The record is from RefSeq and is a predicted model, not a curated record. Lineage: Eukaryota; Metazoa; Arthropoda; Insecta; Diptera; Drosophilidae.